AUGCACGCGUUCACAACAACACCAACAAAGCUGCUAUCAGCUUCAACUAAGUCCAUACUAUUCUCGUACGACCACAACUACGUGGUAUACAAGAGAGCAGAGUCGUCACUGCCAACAGUAGAAGGCUCUACUUCUUCUACUACAAAGGCAGAUGGAUGUCUUGUGUGUGCAACUACAGAGCCACUGUGUCCAAGUUGUCCCAAUGGUCAAGAAUGUCGACUUAGAGCUCCUUCUUGUAACCAAUGUGUGGAAGCUUAUUGUGCUCCGUUGAGAUCUGAUAAUUCCGGUUCCACUCCAGUAGGUGCUAUUGUUGGAGGUGUGGUUGGUGGUGUGGCGUUCUUAGUGUUUUUAGCUGGUUUAUGGUACUUUUUUGUGUUUCGAAAACGAAAUGACUACUACGAUGAAAAAGAAGGCAUAUAUAUGGGUGGAUCGGAUUCCGUACGAGCAAGUGGUAUAGAACUUGGAGGGAUGGCUAAUGAUGGUACCGGAUCACUACAUGAAAAUUCUUAUGAAGCAGGGCUUAAUGACCCCAACGGUGGUGGUGGUGGAGGCCAUAACACCGAUCAAGGUAUGAAUAAUCUCAACAAUACAGCCAAUGCGACUCUUACUAGUCAAGGUGCAGCCCAAUUAGCCGGUCUCAUGGCUGCAUCUGGUAUUUCAGGAAGUGGUGGGGGUGUCGGAGGUACUUUGAAUAGUAUGAGACCUCCGUCUGCUCCAGUUCAGCGAAAUAAAAGACUUUCAUCUUAUGAAUCUUUUACCAAACCGACAAUUCGAGCAGCACUUUUAACAAAGAAGAAGGCCGCCGCUGGCGGUGGUAAUAAUGUGACCGGAGCCGGAGGAGGAAUUUCGAAUAGUAAUAGUAUGAAUUCAAGAUUUAAUGAUUCUGGAUCGGGACUCAUAUAUGGUCUUGCCCAACAAAACUAUUUGGAAUCAUCCAAUCGAAAUUCAGUUGCGACAUCGAUUUCAACUACCAAUGCUUCGAAUAUCCUACCUAUCGCAUAUAUUCCAGGUGUUACAGUUCGGCCUACAAAGAAUAAUACUCGAUCAAUUCAUAUUGAUCUGGAGUCAUUGUUUUCAGAUUUAGUUACCAUUGAAAAUGCUUCUAUCAUUGGUGCUGAAUCCACAAACAGUAAGAAUAAUUCACAAAGUAAUGCUACUAUGACUGCCAUCAAAGCUCAACCACGGUUAGUUAAUGUUGAAAAGAUUGACGAAGAAGAUGAGAGUAGUGAGGAGGAUGGAGGGAUACAACAAUUGGAUGAUGUUGAUAGUGCAUUAGUAGGAUCAAGUAUUGAUCAAGGCAGCAGUCGUAACCCUGGACUGAUUCAUAUUGCUACCAAGACUCAGGUUACUCAAGUUACGCGUGCGCGUGAAUUGGGCCACUCACACGAAUUUGGCAGUGAUGACGAAGAUGGCGACGAUGAACUGUCAGAUGAAGAUUCGGACAUAGGGGAAAUCACCAGAGCUACCAGUUUGCGUCGACCUCGAGUCCAAGGUAUACCAAUUGGAGUUGGAGUUGGAUUUGACAAGCCGCCUAUUCGGCCAGUUGAUAGAGCUAGUAUGAGAAGCGAUGAUGGUUCAUUUGUACUUGAUGUGGAGAUAGACAAUGAUGAUCGGAGCCCAGGAACAGGAACAAUAGGGGUUUCCAGGUCCACAAGAACAACCACGGGAGCCGAAGGAUCCAGUGUUCACAGUGGAGAACGUUCGCCAUUUGAUGAUCCUUAG
This is a messenger RNA of Lizanozyma spartinae, 1722 nucleotides long. It is a transcript of the gene OPY2, whose product is annotated as Opy2p. The record is from RefSeq and is a predicted model, not a curated record. The transcript has a single exon. Lineage: Eukaryota; Fungi; Ascomycota; Pichiomycetes; Serinales; Debaryomycetaceae. The coding region runs from base 1 to 1722 and encodes 573 amino acids.